This is a messenger RNA of Nomia melanderi (Alkali bee), 4412 nucleotides long. Lineage: Eukaryota; Metazoa; Arthropoda; Insecta; Hymenoptera; Halictidae. The record is from RefSeq and is a predicted model, not a curated record.
AAACACCUAUAGUGCUUCAAGCGAAUGAAUGAAAGUGGGAUAAAUAAUUUCUCUAGUAAUAAUAACACACCUAUGUAAUAAUUGAUAAGUGAUAGUGGCAUUGUCAAUCGUAAAUUGUACACUUAGUUUAUUAGUGAAAAUAUUUUCAUAAAAAUAUGUGUCUAUGUGAUUAUUGUAUACUACAUCUAGCAAUAAAUAUAUACUAACAAGGAAUUAUUUUUGUGCUUACGUUUUUUAGUUAAACUUUUAAUGAACUAAUUUAAAAGAAUUUGGUUAAUGUAUGCUUUGUAUAUUACGUAUAAUAUAUAAUUAAAAUGUCGAAUGAAAUAAAAGUAUUGCUGAAAGAAGCUCGACAACUAUUCAAAGAGAAUGAAUAUUCAAGCGUGAUUAAAAAAUGUAAGAAAAUACUAAACAUCGAGAAAAAUAAUUAUGGCGCACUUAUUUUAUUAGCUGCCGCAAUGAAAAAUUUUGAAGAAUAUAAUUCACAAGUACCUUUAGUCCUUGAAAAGGCAAUAAAAAUUGAACCAUACAAUCCAUUAGCUUGGCAAGGUUUGAUAGCUUAUCAUGACAAAAAUUUAAAUGACGAUGAAUGUCGUAAUAAAUUAGUAUCAUGUUAUUGCAAGCUAUUACAAAUAGAUAGUAACUUUAAGUUCUCUCAUAAUAUAAAUAAAAUACUAGAAGUUUGUUUACAAAUAACAGACAAUGCAAUGCUUAAAGAAAGUAUAAAAAAUUUAUGUGAUUUGCGAGAGAUAUUAGAUUCUGAACAAACAAAAUUGUUUAAUGUGAAAUUUGCACAAAUACUGAUACAUCAUUCUAAUAACUUAAACGAGUACCAAGAUGUGUUAGAAAAUGUUCUUCUAUCUGUUGCUCGUGAUGUUGAUACUAUUAAUCCACAAUAUUAUAUUGAGAAAUAUUUAGAGAUACUACAUGAUAAAGGUGAAUUAGAUACUUUAUUGAAAGGAGCCAUAAACAUGCAUCAACAGUUUCCUGAAGCUACUUUGCCAUUGGAAUAUAUAUGUCGUGCUUAUUACGAGCAAAAUGUUUUGGGCAAUAACCAUUAUGACGAUAUUAAUAUAAUGCAAUAUUAUGAAAAUCUCAUAAACCUAAAUAAUGAAUCAGUUGAAGCGAAAAUUGCUCAAAUAGUAUAUUUAAGAAAAACAGAUGAUCUAAUUAAAGCACGACAGUUAUUAAAAAAUCUACUUACAACGAAACCAAAUUUGUUAUAUGGUUGGAUUACAUUAAGUGAAAUAAGUUUUAAAUUAUACUGUUGGGAAGACACGGAAAAUGCUAUGAGACAGGCUUUAAAACUUUCAAACCAUAAAAUAAAAGAUGAAUCAUUAUAUAAAAUGGAAUUGAUAUUGAUUGAGUCAAUGAGCAGAAGUAAUAGCAAACAGAAAUGGAAAACUGCUUUAGAAAUGUGCAAGAAUCAUUUAGACAAACGUCCUUCGUUGCAAGUGGAAUUACUUUAUGCACGUAUUCAUGUAUUAAUGGAUCAGCCUUGUGUAUCAGAUAAAUUAAAUUAUUUGGAAUCUCAAAAUGAAACAAAAGUUCAAGCUACUAUCUUAAGGGCAUUGUAUUUGAAACAACACAAAAAAUUCGAUGAAGCAAUAGAUAUUCUGGAUUCAGCUUUAGAAAUGUCAGAAGCUUGGUUGCUUCUUGGCACUAUAUAUUAUGAAAUGGAACAGUACAAGCACAGUCUAAUGGCAUUUUUAAAUGGUGUUACUACAGAUCAAUAUAAUUGGAAGUGCUUAGUUUAUUUGGGACGUUACUAUCGUGAGCAUUCUAAUGAUUUAGAACGUUCAAGGAGAUGUUAUCUGACUGCUUUACAAAUUAAUCCUAAUUCUGAAGAAGCUGGUAUUGGUUUAAGUACUGUAUACAGACUUCUAAAAAACCAUGAUGCUAACAAGCAGUUAUUACAACAAUUAACUAUGAAAGGCAGUGGACCUAAGUGGGCAUGGUUCCAACUUGGAAAACAAUAUCUUGAUCAAGAAGAUGCAGAACAAGCGAUUAAAGCAUUUCAACGUGUUAUUCGAGCUGAUCCUAACGAUACCCAUAAUUGGGAAGCAUUAGGAGAUGCUUACUUUAUUCGGGGUGCUCAUACAUCAGCGUUGAGAUCUUAUAAGAGAGCAUUAGAACUGUGUCCUACCUCAUUGUACUCAUUGACACGAGUUGCAAAUAUUAAAUUAAUUCUGGAACAAUAUAAUGAAGCAAAAGAGGGUUUUGAGGAAAUAUUAUUGAAUGAACCACGAUAUGUUCCUGCUUUGAAAGGAUUGGCUGAAGUCACUUUAGCUUUAGCAAAAGAAAAUAAGGUUAAACAAUUUUUGGGACGUGUUAAUUAUUUUCUUCAAGAAGCAAUGAAUAAUUUAUCGUUAGCUAUUAUCGAACGUAACGAUAUGUCUUGUCUUUGGAAGUUGCUUGGCGAUGUAUGUUAUAGAGCUACCCUUAUACCUGAAAAGUACAGUUAUUUGAACGUUCCAUCUAAAUUACUUAAAAUUGAUGAAAAUGAAGGUGUUGUAUGUUUAAAACGAAGAGAUUUAUUCCUAUUGUCAACAAGGUGUUAUUGUUGUGCAUUGUCCAUUUCUCCACAAUCUGCUUCUUUAUGGCAUGAUUUAGCAUCUUGUUAUUUAACACAGUUACACACUGAUCCAUCAGUUGAUCACAAAACUCUUGCGAGUAAAUGUCUCGCUGUUAGCAAACACGCCGUUAAACUUUGUCCUUCGACGUGGCUACAUUGGAAUCUUUUGGGGGUCGUUUGUAUGUCGCCAUAUGUAAGGAAUUACGCAUUAGCGCAACAUGCUUAUGUUAUGGCGAUCGACAGAGAAUUAAACAAUGCUGUAGUCUGGUGUAACUUGGGAACUUUAUAUCUGCAUAUAGGAGAUUUGUAUAAAGCAAACGAGGCUUAUUCGCAAGCCCAGCGUGCAGAUCCAGCAUAUAUAAACAGUUGGAUAGGACAAGCUAUAAUUGCAGAAACGAUGGGUAGGAAAGAAGCUAUCGACUUAUUUCGACAUUCCACACAACUUGGAUUUCACAAAGAAGCUUCAUUGGGAUAUGCUCAUUGGGUCCUUACUGUUCUUUUAAAUACCGAUAUUGAAAAAGACACUACAUACAAAUAUAUAAUAGAAAACAUGCAUGCUGUAUUUGUUGCUUCUGAUGUCAUGAAUUGGUACUUAGAAUAUUAUCCAGAAGAUCAUUAUGCUCGAAAUGCAUAUGGAUUACUCUUAGAGAGACAAAAGCUCUAUAGAUCAUCUGCAAAAGAAUUUGCAGUUGCUAUACAUACAAAUGCUGCCGACGAGAAGGACAUGGCGUGCUUAAAUUUAGGUCGUGUUUUAAUACAACUGAAUAAGUAUUCAGAAGCUAUAAAAUUGUUCCGGGCUAUUAGAAAAGCUGAUUAUAAUUCACAAUGCCACUUAGCAUUGGCUUUUUAUAAAGCUGGGCGAUAUGAAGAAUCAUACAGUGCUUAUGAAACAGCGCUUGAUUCCUUUGCCAAUUCUGAAACAGAAAAAGCGUAUACAUUGUGUGCAAUGGCUGCUAUAGCGUAUACUUUCCAGGGAGUACACGAUGCUAAAACGUUACUUUUUCAAUGUAUUCAAAUUCAACCACCAGUUGUAUCUAGUUAUUUAGCAGCUGCAUCAUUGGGUAUAUUGCACGGAGACUUAAACUUAACUACAUUGAUUUUAAAUGAAUUAAAAUCAUAUGAAAAUGAUCGUGAUUAUGGUCCUCAUGUUGCAAAUCUGACAGCAUACUUUCAUUUAAUGACGAAUAAUGUCAAGGGUGCUGUUACUACACUUUCUAAAGCCAUCUUCAAAUAUCCUGAUGAUAUAAGAUAUUGGAUAAGAUUACUAAGGCUUUUAUUGGAAAUUGAUACACAGUCAUUUAAUGGAUGUGCACAGAAAGCACUGUUCCUCAGCAAAAAUGUUGUAAAUACAAAUGUUGUACAUUUGGCUUGUGCAUCAUCAUUUAAUUAUUUUGCACAAACCUCAUUAUCAGACAGUAUUAGAUCCAUACAGAAGGUUCUAUUUGCAUAUCCAGAUUGUAUUGAAAGUUGGGCUACAUUUAUAGUAGCAUGUCUACCUAGGUCUGCGAACAAGGAUAUUAUCUGUAAUGCUCAGUGGCUCUCAGAAUUUAUAUCGAUAACUCAAAAAACUUAUAAUUGUACGAGUAGUAUGACUAAAUGGUUAGAGGAUAGUCAAAGAAAAUUAAAACAAUACAUUGAACUAAAAGAAUUUUCUUGAUUAUUAUAAAUUAUAUAUAUAUAUAUAUAAUUAUUAUGGAUGUGUUUAGAAUGUAUUUUGUAAUAUGAAUUCCAAUUGAACAGUUUCAGAUAGUGUACAAAACAAUAAAAGCUAUGGACCAGUAGAUUAAUGUUUAUUUAAUCAUCUAACUUAUUGUAAUUAAUUUGUGAAAUUUUUAUA